CUUAGAACUGGGGUUCUUAGAAGUGGUGAUGCAAGGAGUUUCUAGGAAAGCCCGGAGACCAGGUUUGAAAGAAGCUUUUGGACUGUGAAUUGAGGCAUUGGACUCAAGAUGGCCUCGCCGGCAGACAGCUGCAUCCAGUUCACCCGCCACGCGAGCGACGUCCUCCUCAAUCUCAACCGCCUUAGAAGCCGGGAUAUCUUGACCGAUGUUGUCAUCAUCGUGAACCGGGAGCAGUUUAGAGCCCACAAAACGGUCCUGAUGGCCUGCAGUGGCCUCUUCUACAGCAUCUUCACUGACCAGCUCAAGUGCAACUUGAAUGUCAUCAACCUGGAUCCUGAAAUUAACCCUGAGGGGUUUUGCAUCCUCUUGGACUUCAUGUACACCUCCCGCCUGAACUUGAGGGAGAGCAAUAUCAUGGCUGUGAUGGCCACAGCACUCUACCUGCAGAUGGAACACGUGGUCGACACCUGCCGAAGGUUUGUCAAGUCUAGUGAAGCAGAGAUGGUGUCUGCUGUGAAGACCCCGAGGGAAGAGUUUUUGGCUGGACGGAUGCUGGGCCACCCCGAGGUGAUGGCUUAUCGGAGCAGAGAUGUCUCAGAGAACGGCAUGCCUCUUCAAAACGGGUCCCUCUGCAACGGGAGGGCCUUUGCACCUGGCUUGAUCAACAGUUUGUCUGGAUCCCCCAUUUCCUACCACGGAUACAGCCCUCUCCCUCUAAACAGCUUCCUGGUGGAUGAUGAGUUGCGGGAGAUGAGGAUGCCCCUCUCGGAGCUCUCAAGGGCAGGUGCCUUCCCCAAGGAGAGGAUCCUGCCGUGCGACAGCUCCAGGACGAUCCCCACCGAGUACGUGAGAACCAUUACCGACAUCUCUGCCAACAUGUGCCACGCUACCAUCUAUGCUCCAAAAGAAGGUGCUGCUGAAGAAGCCAGGAGUGACAUGCACUACAGCGUGGCCUCUGGGCCCAAACCUGUCAUCCCUUCAGUCCGUAACAAUCCCUACUUCCCUUGCGAUAAAGUGGCCAAAGAGGAGGAGCGGACCUCUUCAGAGGAUGAGAUCAGCCAGCACUUUGAGCCCACCAACACACCCCUGGACCGCAAGGGUCUCAUCAGCCCUCAGAGCCCGCAGAAGUCAGACUGUCAGCCCAACUCACCAACUGAGUCCAGCAGCAGCAAGAAUGCCCGUAUCGGUCAGAACUCUAGCUCCCUCUUCACCAAGAGCCCCACAGACCCCAAAGCCUGCAACUGGAAGAAGUACAAGUUCAUUGUCCUCAACUCUCUCAACCAGAACGCCAAGCAAGACAGCACUGACCAGAACGAGAUGGGAACCCUCUCUCCUCGCACCUACGUGCCCAUGUCCACUUGCCAGCAGUCCAUAGAGCCGGAGCAUCUCAAUGUGCAAUCCCCCACCAAGAUAAGCGUGAAUGGUGAAGACUCUACCAUCCCACAAGCCAGCAGACUCAACAAUAUUGUUAACAGGUCCCGGGACGGGUCCCCUCGGAGCAGCGAAGGGCAGUCCCCAUUGUACAUGCAUUCAUCCAAGUGCAGCUCCUGUGGCUGCCAGUCCCCACAACAUACUGAGAUGUGCCUUCAUACCCCUGGCUCAAACUUUGGAGAAGAGAUGGGGGAAACCCAGUCUGAAUACUCUGACUCCAGCUGCGAGAACGGAGCCUUCUUCUGCAACGAGUGCGACUGCCGGUUCUCCGAGGAGGCCUCUCUCAAGAGACAUUCUCUGCAAGUCCACAGUGACAAGCCCUACAAGUGUGACCGCUGCCAGGCCUCCUUUCGCUACAAGGGGAACCUCGCCAGCCACAAAACCGUCCACACAGGAGAGAAGCCGUACCGCUGCAACAUCUGCGGGGCACAGUUCAACCGACCAGCCAACCUGAAAACCCACACACGCAUCCACUCUGGGGAGAAACCCUACAAGUGCGAGACCUGCGGGGCCAGAUUUGUCCAGGUGGCCCACCUCCGUGCUCACGUGCUCAUUCACACCGGGGAGAAGCCGUACCCCUGUGAGAUCUGCGGCACACGCUUCCGGCACCUGCAGACCCUCAAAAGUCACCUUCGAAUCCACACGGGAGAGAAACCCUAUCAUUGUGAGAAGUGCAACCUGCAUUUCCGCCACAAAAGCCAGCUGCGGCUCCACCUGCGGCAGAAGCACGGGGCCAUCACCAACACCAAGGUGCAGUAUCGCAUCUCGGCCGGCGACGUGCCUCCGGAGCUCCCCAAGGCCUGCUGAAGGCACGGGAUUGCCGGGAGGAGCUCGUCUUGGGGGGCGUGAAGCUGUCCAAAGGAUACUUGCAACACUUUAAAAGGAGAAAAGAAAAAAAAAAUUAGAGAGAGGGAGAGAAACAAAAAAAAAAUAUUCAUCACAUGAUGGAGUGCCUCUAAACCCAUAGUACAGAUAGGUGGAAAACCAUUAGAAAUUUAAAAAAAAAAAAAAAAAGGCAAAUAGACGGGUUUUAUUUUUCCCAGUUAUGUGAAACAAAAAGAAAAAAUAAAAUUAUUCAGAUCUUACUGUAUAUAAAACAUUAAAAAAAAAUUAAAAUAGUCAUUUUAAAUGUCUGUGCAGUGGAGUGUUGAUAAACUCUGGAGUCUAACCUUCACAGCCUUUGCCGUUUGAAGAUGAGGAAUGUAAUGUUGAUUUAUGGGAACAGAUUUUUUUCUUUUGUAUGCAAAAUGUGUGUUCUUUUAAAGAGAAAGUAUGCUAUUAAAGAGAGGGCUUUAACUUUUUUAACCAAAGGUGAAGGAAUCUAUGGCAGAGUUGUAAAUAUAUAUAGAUAUAAAUAUAUAAAUAUAUAUAUAAAAUAAAUAUAUAUAGACCUUUAAAAAAGCUAUAUUAAAAAUAUAUAAAAUGCAUUAAAGGCUCAGUUGGACUCUGCAGGCAGAAGCCACUCUGAGAAUCUUUAUUAUGAUAGAGCACUUAAGGAGAUAUUUUAAAGUAUUGCAUCUGUACAAGUAAGAAAAUAUUUUGUCUAAAUGCAUCAGUGUAUUUGUAUUUUUUUGCAAGUGAAGGUUUACAAUUUACAAAAAAAGUGUGUAUUAAACCAACAAAGCUGCAGAAGGAAUUUAAAAUAAUAAUAAAGUGUAAUUUUUUUUUGUUCUAGUUCUCAGUCUGUAUAUAUGUAAAAUGUGGUUUCGCACGGUGCCUUUCUUUUCAAUGGAAGUUUUCAGUGUAUGGACUAUAUUGAGCUCAGUUUCUUCAAGGUACAGCCUGAUGUUGCAAAAGGAGUUUUGGUGGAACUUUCUAGUGGGGGAAUGUUUUAUUUUUUUGUUUCGGACUUUUUUUUUUUUUUUUUUUUUUUUUUGGUCUUAUUUUACAUGCUUGUGUUAUAAACAAUCUCGGGAGACAGGGUUUGGGCUGUGUCUAAACUGCAUUAAUGCGUUCUGUAAAAUAUAG
Messenger RNA from Hirundo rustica (Barn swallow), 3399 nucleotides. It is a transcript of the gene BCL6, whose product is annotated as BCL6 transcription repressor. Lineage: Eukaryota; Metazoa; Chordata; Aves; Passeriformes; Hirundinidae. Gene Ontology annotation, biological process: negative regulation of transcription by RNA polymerase II; regulation of immune system process; regulation of cytokine production. The record is from RefSeq and is a predicted model, not a curated record. The transcript is spliced from 10 exons. Gene Ontology annotation, molecular function: protein binding. Bases 109 to 2238 code for a protein of 709 amino acids.